ACCCUAUUUUUUCUCAGCACUUUCCCAGCCGUCAUGCAUCUGAAUGAAAACAUAAAAUUGCUGGGGAAAAAGAUCGUCCUGGUGCCCUAUGAGGCGCGUCAUGUACCCAAAUACCACGACUGGAUGAGCAAUGAGACUCUGCGGCAGCUGACGGCCUCUGAGCAGCUGACACUCUCCGAGGAGUACCUUAUGCAGCAGAGUUGGCGCAAGGACAGCGACAAACUUACGUUCAUUAUCCUCGACGCCGAUAUUUAUGCCCAGGACAAUGAUGAGCUUGCCGCCAUGGUGGGCGACACAAAUCUCUUCCUGCGCCAUGACCCCGACAGCAAUCAGAGCGUGGCCGAGGCGGAGAUAAUGAUAGCGGAGCCCCAAGCGAGGGGCAAAGGCUACGGACGCGAGGUCAUGCUGCUCAUGCUAAAGUACGCCCAAUCCCAGCUGGAACUGAACAAAUUCGAGGUGAAGAUCGACAUGGACAACGCCGUGUCCGUGCGUCUCUUUGAGAGCUUUCAAUUUGUGGAAACCGGACGUGUCGAAGUCUUCCACGAGGUUACGAUGCAGCGUGAGAUUACCACGGAGUGGAUUGACUGGUUAGACAAGCAGGUGGAGCUGAAGAUUGUGAGCUAUAAGGAUCGGCUGGAGCCAAUUCAUGCUGCCCAAUGAUCAGAAUUCACAUUUCGUUUAUGUUCUGUUUAUUAAACUUAUUUAUUACAAACUA
Messenger RNA from Drosophila obscura, 715 nucleotides. Its product is annotated as N-acetyltransferase 9-like protein. Gene Ontology annotation, biological process: protein acetylation. Gene Ontology annotation, molecular function: N-acetyltransferase activity. The record is from RefSeq and is a predicted model, not a curated record. Bases 34 to 660 code for a protein of 208 amino acids. Lineage: Eukaryota; Metazoa; Arthropoda; Insecta; Diptera; Drosophilidae. The transcript has a single exon.